Molecule: messenger RNA, 1611 nt
Organism: Sphaeramia orbicularis (orbiculate cardinalfish)
Lineage: Eukaryota; Metazoa; Chordata; Actinopteri; Kurtiformes; Apogonidae
Gene: derl1
Product: derlin 1
Exons: 8
Coding region: 189-950 (253 amino acids)
Source: RefSeq, a predicted model, not a curated record
GUUGCCGUUAGCCUCCUCUUAUGUAAAGCUAACGGAGCUCUGCGUGAUUAGCCACGUCAUGUAAACUUAGCACCGGGACAGUUCUGACCAAAAGGCAGCGACGAACUGCUCUCUUCCGGGAUAUUAGUGAGUUUCCACAGAGGAGCGGGUCGUCGGCGGAUAUAUCUGUCCUGGAAUCCUAUGGAAAGAUGUCCGACAUCGGCGACUGGUUCCGAAGCAUCCCCCCCAUCACCCGGUCCUGGUUCGCUGGCUCCAUAAUUGUUCCCUUCAUCGGGAAACUAGGGUUAAUAAACCCCAGGAAGCUCACCCUCGCCCCAGACCUAUUCUUCAGCAGAUUUCAUCUGUGGAGACCGGUGACCUCCACCCUGUACUUUCCAAUCUACCCCAACACUGGCUUCCUGUUCCUGGUCAACCUGUACUUCCUGUACCACUACUCCACCCGGUUGGAGACAGGAGCGUUCGAUGGAAAACCUGCCGACUACAUCUUCAUGCUCACGUUCAACUGGAUCUGCAUCGUUAUCACUGGACUGCUCAUGGACAUGCAGCUGCUGAUGAUCCCUCUCAUCAUGUCAGUCCUCUACGUCUGGGCUCAGUUCAACAAAGACACCAUCGUUCCCUUCUGGUUCGGGACCCGGUUCAAGGCCCAUUACCUGCCGUGGGUCAUCCUGGGCUUUAACUUCAUCAUCGGAGGCUCUUUCAUCGAUGAGCUGAUCGGGAACCUGGUGGGACACCUGUACUUCUUCCUCAUGGUCAAGUAUCCCAUGGACCUCGGAGGACGCUCCUUCCUGUCCACGCCACAGAUCCUGUACCGGUACUUCCCCAACCGGAGGGGAGGUGUGUCAGGCUUCGGAGCCCCUCCCAGCAGGAGAGCAGCCCCCCAGGAGGCGGCAGGAGGCGGAGGGGGGGGUCGACACAACUGGGGCCAGGGGUUCCGCUUGGGGGGUGAAUGAGGAGCAGCUCAGCCCCCCCCCCUCCCUGCUCUGCCCCGCCCACUAACAGAUGUGUGUGCAGUUUGUUUCUGGGUGAAAUGCUGGCGUUGUUUCCUGUCUGUAGAUCCAAGAUGGAAAUGGGAGGAGCCUGUGUUUAGUGGGUGGAGCCUGUGUUUCAUGGGAGGCGGUGCUGCACAUGGGGACUCUGAGGCUCAGUUCACCAGACGAAGCCCGUCUUUCUACUGUGGACGUCCACGGCAAACGGAUGGAACAAGAACACCAAUAAAUAGAUUUGGAUGUUUUGAUUCACAGCUCACACUCGUCCUGACUCCUCCUCCUCCUCCUCUGAACCCUUCCAUUGGACAGUCGAUGCAGAUGCUGUUCACCUCCUCCUCUGUCUCCUCAUCCUCUGUCUCCUCCCCCUCUGAACCCUUUCAUUGGACAGUUGAUGCAGAUGCUGUUCACCUCCUCCCUCCUCUUCCUGUUUCUCUCUGAUGCCAUAUCUGAUUGCGUUGUAAUUACUGAUGUUCUGGGCGUGUGCAGUUGAGCGGCGGUGGCGUCCACCGUCCGCUCAUUGUCAUCGUCUCCAGGUCUGAGAAUGCCUCCCGCUCAGACCUUAUCCAAACCUGUAGAGGAUGGGCUCUGGUUCUUUUGUAAAUAUAACAGUUGUUUAUUGAAACGA